AUGGCUUUAGGGUCUGGGAAUAUAAUGGAGAAGACUUCGGAAACAGCUGCUCAUUUUGGUUCUCCGGGGCUAUCACGUAUUACAGUAGACCAAUCUGUGGAGUUUUCUUAUGAAGAGUUUGCUAAGGCUACUGUUGACUUCAGCAUAGAUAAUAAGAUUGGGCAAGCUAGGGUUCACAUAGCUCUAGACUUGGCCAGAGGCCCUGAAUACAUCCAUGAGCAUACUGUACCUGUAAAUAUCCACCAUGUUGUCAAAUCAGCAAACAUUCUGAUAGACAAAAACUUCCGCGGAAAGUUCGAGGAUGUUCUGAGACAGCCUGAUCCAAGAGAAAAUUUCCCUAAACUAGUUGAUCCUAGGCUUGGAGAUGACUACCCUCUUGACUCCGUUUGCAAGAUGGCUCAGCUUGCUAGAGCUUGUACACACAGGAAAUUCCUCAAACUAAGACCAAGCAUGAGAUCAGUUGUGGUAGCACUUAUGAUACUUUCAUCCAACCCUGACGAUUGA
Messenger RNA from Populus euphratica (Euphrates poplar), 504 nucleotides. RefSeq names its product chitin elicitor receptor kinase 1-like. The record is from RefSeq and is a predicted model, not a curated record. The transcript has 4 exons. Gene Ontology annotation, biological process: innate immune response. The coding region runs from base 1 to 504 and encodes 167 amino acids. Gene Ontology annotation, molecular function: transmembrane receptor protein kinase activity. NCBI's taxonomy places the organism in Eukaryota, Viridiplantae, Streptophyta, Magnoliopsida, Malpighiales, Salicaceae.